Messenger RNA from Ascoidea rubescens DSM 1968, 2544 nucleotides. RefSeq lists its product as uncharacterized. The coding region runs from base 49 to 2352 and encodes 767 amino acids. The record is from RefSeq and is a predicted model, not a curated record. NCBI's taxonomy places the organism in Eukaryota, Fungi, Ascomycota, Saccharomycetes, Ascoideales, Ascoideaceae. The transcript has 3 exons.
AAAAAGUUACCAGGAGAAAAAUAUGAUUUUUCACUAAGUUUUUACUCCAUGUCUCAUAUGAUAACACCAAAGGAUAGCAAUAUCAAGUCUUCAGAAAUUGAUCAAACCAACCAAAUAAACAAUGUUGAUUUGAGCGAAAAUAAGAAUCAUAAUACCAAUGAUAAUGUUAAUGUUAAUGUUAAUGUUAAUGUUAAUGUUAAUGAUAAUGAUAAUAAUAAUGAUAAUGAUAAUAAUAAUGAUAAUGAUGAUAAUAAUGAUAAUAGUAAUAAUGAGAAAAACAAAAUUCAAAAUAAAAACAAUAUAAAAAAUAAGAUUAAAAUUGUGAAUAAUCAAGAAAAUAUUUCCAAAUUGGGUGAUUGGGAAGAAAUUCAUAAUGUUGAUAAUAAAAAUACAAAAGUCGAUAAUUUGAAUGAAAUUUGUGGUAUUAUUGAUGUUAAUAAUAAUGUAAACAACAUGGCAAAUAAUUUUAGUUAUAAUAAAAAAGAUGGAAAAUAUAAAAAUGAAUUCAAUGUCUUAAAUGGAAUAGAUCAGAAUAAGGGCAAUAAUACUACGAAUCUUCCAAAGGAAUUUGCUAGAAAUUUUGAUAACAGCUAUAGCAAUGAUAAUGAUAUUGGAAAUAGUAAUAAUAAUUUUAAUAAUAAUGAUGUCAAUACUAAUGUUAGUGUUAAUAUUAAUACCAAUGCUAAUGCCAAUGCCAAUACUAAUAAUAGUAUUAAUCAAAAUCCAAUUGAAAAUAAUAAUAUAAAUCCAGUAAUGAGUGGACCAUUGAAUAGUGGCAGAAAUAACCGAAAUAAUAACAUAAUUUUAAACAGUGCAAACAACCAGCAGAAUAAUAGUAAUAGUAAUAGCAAUAAUAAUAAUAAUAACUAUAGAAAUUUAAACGAUGGAUUUAGUUUAUCUUCGGCAUCAUUAAAUAAUGGUGUUAGUAGUAAUGGUAAUAACAAUGGAAUGAUAUCAAAUAACAAUAGUUUAGCUAGAAACGCGAAUAAUUAUGGAAAUUCCAAUGGAAAUUCUAAUAGAAAUAAUUAUAGAAAUAAUAAUGAGAAUAAUUACGGGAACAAUUAUGGGCAUAAUUUUGGAAAUACAAAUGAAAAUAAUAAUGAAAAUAGCAAUAUUAAUUUUUAUUUUGAUAGAUUUUUGUUUAAACGAAAUGAGCCACAAGCAGUUGAUUUGAUGUAUUAUAGUAGUGAGUAUCAAGAUCUGCCGGAUAAGAUGAGUAUGUUUGAUAAUGGUAAUGUUAAUAACAGUAAUAAUAAUAAUAAUAGUAAUAGUAAUAGUAAUAGUAAUAGUAAUAGUAAUAGUAAUAGUAAUAGUAAUAGUAAUAGUAAUUUAUUGAGUUUCAAUUCCAGAGGAGUUUCAAAUUAUUCAAAUAACAGUAACAAUAGUAAUGGUAAUAGUAACGGCGAUAGUGGUGAUAAUGGUAUGGGGAGUUUUAACAGUAAUAAUAACUCUAGUCCAAAUAGUAAUUUGAAUUCAUAUUCAGUUUAUAUGACACCUGAUAAUCCAAAUGGGAAUCAGAAUUUGAAUCAAAAAAAUAAUGUUAAUAAUAAUAGUAAUAAUAAUUUAAAUGGAAAUGGGAGUAAUAGUAAUGGAAACAAUACAGUUGAAUCAUGCAGAAUGUAUAAUUCAUUAUCUGAGAGUAUUAAUUAUAAUGAAAUUGAGCCGGAGAUUACGUUAAAUCAUGAGAUGAUUGAUUCGUUUUUCCAAACAGCAAAUGAUACGUUGUUUAAUAUAUCAAAUAAUUUUGGAAAUUCCAGUUUUAUACCCAACUAUGUUAAUAAUAGCUAUAGCAGUAAUACUAAUAACAAUCAAAAUAAUAACAUUAAUCAAAAUAGCAAUAGCGGUAAUAAUAAUAAUAAUAAUAAUAAUAAUAAUAAUAAUAAUAAUAAUAAUAAUAAUAAUAAUAGGUAUGGUCAACAAAAUUUCAACAACCGGUUUAAUAAUUAUGGGAAUAUGAAUUUUGCAAAUGAUAAUACUAAUAGUAAUACUACUAAUAAUAAUAGUAGUAGCACUAGUAUUAGUAAUAUGAAUUAUAAUAAUGACAUUCCUAUGAACUACAAUAACCAAAUGAACAACGUAAAUAAUGUUAAUGGUAAUACCAAUCACAAUUAUAGCAAUAAUAGCAAUUAUAGUAAUAGUAAUAGUAAUAGUAAUAGUAAUAAUGGCAAUAAUGGUAAUAAUAAUGGUAAUAAUAAUGGUAAUUAUAAUGACAAUCAAAAUAUGAAUAUGAGAAUGAGUAAUGGAAAUAACGAUAAUGAGUAUAUUAAUCAAUUAUUGAGUGAAUUUUCAAUUAAUACCAAUGAUAUGAUGAAGUAUAACGAGCUUGAAGAGCUACAAAAGAAGAUGUUUUAGGUGGCAAAGAUAACAAACAACACAGUCGUUUAAAAAGGAUGGUGAUGUUUAUUACAUUUAUUUGAUAGGAAAGGCGAAAUAUUUUUUUGCUUAAGGAAAUUUAGGGGAUGUCGUUUGUAGAGCUGAAAUAGUUUUUUAGUGGAUGGAUUUUUAUAUGUUUUAGAACCGAGCAUUUGUUAGAUCGAAACUGGA